Nematocida ausubeli is the source of this 579-nucleotide messenger RNA. RefSeq lists its product as uncharacterized. NCBI's taxonomy places the organism in Eukaryota, Fungi, Microsporidia. The record is from RefSeq and is a predicted model, not a curated record. The transcript has a single exon. Bases 1 to 579 code for a protein of 192 amino acids.
AUGGAUAGAAUUGUAAAGGUAUCCAGUGGGUAUCCUGUGCUUAGAUAUAUAGAAAGUGCUACAAAUAAUGUGGUACGCCCAGAAUAUUCGUUUAUUGCGAUAGUUGCAGUACUUUUCAUAAGCUUAUUCUGCAGGUCAAUUGCAAGUGCAAUUACAAAUGUCUUAUCAAUUGCAUUUAUAGUGCACUCUGCAUGCAGUGCCAUAUGCACAAAGGGCCAGAUAGAUAUAGCCAGUGCAAAGCACAUUAUAUCUUAUCUCCUGACAUUAAAUAUACUUAUAACAGCAGAGUACGUUGUAUAUUCUAUUCUGUAUAUACCAGUGUACUACCACAUAAAGAUCAUCUUCAUGUACUACCUCUCCAACAGAAGGAGCAGACUAACUGAGUACAUCAACAACGUAGCAUAUACACCACUGAAUGAGAUGAUACGUCAUGUGCAAAACAUAGAUAUAAAGAAAGACAUAAAGACAGCGCAGAUGGCUGCAAGCGAGAAAUUAGGCAGUAUCACCAAGGAUGCAAAUAAAGAGGAGAAGACAGAAAAGAAAGAAGAUUCUCCAAAAGAGAAAAGUAAAGAAGAGUAG